AUGAAUCUCAUACUCCCACUUAUCCUUCUACCCUACUCUCGAGUCUCAGCAUCACCUCUCUCGUUUUUGAAUCUUCAAUCAUGGGACCAACUACCCCUUCACCAUCUCACCCCCUCUCACUCACCUCAUAUAACCAUCUCACAAAACGAGCCUAAAGUCAAUGUCUCACUAUACGUCAUGUCCCGAUGUCCUGAUGCUCGCUUGUGCGAGAGCGUAUUCGCCGAUGUGUUACAUACUGAAGGAGUACUGGCUAAGGUGAAUUUGGAUAUGCAUUAUAUAGGAGAACUCAACUCAUCCUCCCCUCUAGGUGUAACAUGUAAACAUGGUCCUCUCGAAUGUCUCGGUAAUCUCCAACAAUUAUGUUUCUUCAAUCAUCUCCCUCUCGAUACUUUCUACGCAGUGUUAGAAUGUUUCAACUAUGCCGAUUUCCCUACCCAUAUAGGUGAAUUAUCCCUCGCACGUUCAUGUGCCGAUACGGUGGGUGUGAAUUGGGAAGAGAGUGGUGUAGGCGAAUGUAUAGGUCGAGGUGGAGAAGGUUGUAUCGAUUCGGAGAAGGGGUGUCAAAUAGGGAAAGAAGGAAAGAAGUUGGUGAGGACAAGUGUGAAGGAGACUAAAGAAUCGGGAGUGAAGACUAGUUGUACGAUCGAGAUUGCUAGUACCUUGAAAUCGGGAGGAAAGAGGGGAUGUGUGGUUGAUGGAGGUGUUUGGUCAGGAUGUGAUGAUGGUCACACGGCCGCAGACUUUGUUAGUAUUAUCGGAGAAGAGUGGGAUGCUCUGCGACAACAGGCCACAUAG
Messenger RNA from Tremella mesenterica DSM 1558, 795 nucleotides. RefSeq lists its product as uncharacterized. Gene Ontology annotation, molecular function: oxidoreductase activity, acting on a sulfur group of donors, disulfide as acceptor. Bases 1 to 795 code for a protein of 264 amino acids. The transcript has 5 exons. Lineage: Eukaryota; Fungi; Basidiomycota; Tremellomycetes; Tremellales; Tremellaceae. The record is from RefSeq and is a predicted model, not a curated record.